Gloeophyllum trabeum ATCC 11539 is the source of this 1527-nucleotide messenger RNA. RefSeq lists its product as uncharacterized. The record is from RefSeq and is a predicted model, not a curated record. Gene Ontology annotation, molecular function: glutaminyl-peptide cyclotransferase activity; zinc ion binding. The transcript is spliced from 6 exons. Lineage: Eukaryota; Fungi; Basidiomycota; Agaricomycetes; Gloeophyllales; Gloeophyllaceae. Bases 1 to 1233 code for a protein of 410 amino acids.
AUGGCACUUGCACCCGGCCCUCGUCGCGCAAGGGCGCGUGUCCUUGACCUUCCCCUGUCUCUGCUGCUUUGCGUAUUUGUUGCUACUCUACCGUCGCUGUCAUCGCAAGCGUCGGUGCUAGGCGAACGCGCGCUGACUCCGCUUGCGCCGAACUCCAUCUCACAACUAACGUCCACGCCUGACCCGGUCAAGAAUGUGGAUCCAGCCAACCCGUCUUCGCAUUUAUCAAAGAUACUGAUACCACGUCCUCCUGACACCGAGAAUAAUACCCUCGUGCGGAACUAUAUCGUCUCUACCCUCAAGGGCCUGAAAUGGGACGUGGAGGAGGACAGCUUUAUUGACAACACGCCUUAUGGCGCAAAGAACUUCACGAACGUGAUCGCGACGAAGGACCCAACUGCGUCUCGACGUGUUAUCCUCGCGGCCCACUUCGACAGCAAAUUCUUUGCAACAUACCCACAAAACCAAUUUGUGGGAGCUACAGAUUCAGCCGCACCCUGUGCUAUGAUGCUUGAUUUGGCGGAGGCGCUGGACCCGCUCCUUGACCAACGGAAAGAACGUCUGGAGGAUGGCUUGGAGGACGACGAGGACGUUGCUGACACCACAUUGCAGCUCGUCUUCUUUGACGGCGAAGAGGCAUUCAAGGAAUGGACUGCGACGGAUUCGAUAUACGGUGCUAGGCACCUGGCAGAAAAAUGGGCUACAACGUACAUCUCACCUCACUCUAAGCGGCGCAUGCUCCGACCAUCAGAAACCCAAAUCUCCGCCAUCGAGCACCUCAUCCUCCUCGACCUCCUCGGCGCCCCGCAGCCUCUCAUCCGCUCGUCCUUCCUCGACACUGCAUGGCUAUUCGAUGCCAUGGCCUCAGCCGAACGUCGCCUCUUCGAGGUCGGCGCAUUCGUGUAUGGUGGAGAUGAAGGUACUUCUCUCACGAGCUUCUUCUACCCCCGCCAAGACGGCGACACCAACUAUGGCUAUGUCGAAGACGACCACGUACCGUUCAUGCGGAAGGGCGUGAGCGUGCUUCAUAUCAUACCCAGGUUCUUCCCCUCAGUCUGGCAUAAACUCUCUGACGACGCUUCUGCGCUGGACGUUCCCACAAUGCGUCGCUGGAACCUCAUCCUUCGCGUGUUCAUGUCCGAGUAUCUAGGUCUGCAACCUGAAACCCACAGUUCACGAUCAGAGGACGCCUCCGACCAGCCAGUGGCGCAUGCCGAGCUUUCCUUGAUCUGACGCACGCCGGGCUUGUUUCGCAUAUUGUAUCACAUUUAUUAUUCGCAUUGGACAAUGGCAGAUACACUACAGCGGUCAAACCGCACAUACAGCGGCGAAUCACUUCAGCAUACGGGAGAGAAAGGAGUACCUUGCCUGGCGCAGGACAUCAUACAGGAGAAUCGCAGACAUACGAGACGUGUCCACGCGGGCUGGCGACAAGAGUGGCGAUCUCGUUGUUGGACUAGGACAAAAGGAGUGCUUUAUAAUGCUUGACGAGUGCUGAAGCAUCUGUGGCGAUCUGUCCGAAACAAC